Molecule: messenger RNA, 3939 nt
Organism: Fusarium proliferatum ET1
Lineage: Eukaryota; Fungi; Ascomycota; Sordariomycetes; Hypocreales; Nectriaceae
Exons: 7
Coding region: 1-3939 (1312 amino acids)
Molecular function (GO): arylformamidase activity
Source: RefSeq, a predicted model, not a curated record
AUGGCCCCGAAGAAGCUCCCUACAUUCGACGAAUUGCCUUUGGACAAGAAUGGCCCUCCAGGUAAUGCAUGGGGUCUCUGGGGAUCGGACGAUCAACUUGGUAGGCUCAAUUUACUUACACCAGAGACCGUACGCGCUGCCGCAAGCGAGAUAAGAGAAGGCAUCAGAAUAUCUUUGGACUGGCCACUUGACAAGCUUUCACAUCCCCCUUUCGGGAGACAAGCUCUUGAGCACCGGAUACUCAACAAAGCUCCCAUGACGAUGAACGACGAUGUAAUCACGUUGAAUACGCAGAGCAGUACACAGUGGGACGGGUUCAGGCACUAUGGGUACCAAAGGACUGGACAAUUCUACAUGGGUCACAAACAGGAGGAAUUUGUGCCAGGAUCGCAACAUCUUGGGAUCGAUGCUUAUGCCAACAACGGCGGCAUCAUCGGCCGUGGUGUUCUCAUAGACUGGUACUCCUGGUCCCAGCGCAGCAACAUCUCCCUCUCCCCAUUUCAAACCAACGCCGUAGAAAUGUCUCACAUCCGCGCUAUCAUCGCCGAAGAGAACAUUGAGUUCUGCCAAGGCGACAUCCUCUUUAUCCGCGUUGGUUUCACGGCACACUACAACGCGCUCUCCCCCGAAGCACAGGAGAACUUUCCCUAUCGCCAGCCCGGAGGUCUUUUGGGCCUUGAAGCUACUAAAGAGUCCCUGAGAUGGCUAUGGGAUAGCGGCUUCUCAGCUAUAGCUUCGGACGCGGCUGGCUUUGAAAGAGGUCCUGCGACGGGAGCGUAUAAUCAUCCUGACUCCAUCCCAGUUGCAGAUUGGGACGUUGAAUUCCAUGACGAUGUAAACAUUGGGUUGGCUGCCACACUGCUGCUGCGGAUUAGUGAUGAUCAAACCAUUGCAAUCCACAAUGUCUACAAUCAGCAGAAGAAUGUCAAGAUCCCGGAUCUUCUGCAGAGGGUCACUGCAACUGGUGAAGACUUUCUUGUCGGCGAUUUCAACCUUCACCAUCCGACAUGGAGUGGCGACAACGUAACCAAGAUCGAGCCCCAAGCCAUCGAGCUCGCCAACGGCCUUGACAAGGCUGGCAUGGAGCUCUUGGCCCCCCGUGGUUUUCGCACCUACGCCAGAGGAAAACAUCGAACUGGCGAAUACAGCUCUACCAUUGACCUUACCUACGCCAGCCCGUCUCUUAUCCCGUUUGUCCGCAAAUGGCAGUCGCCAGACGUACCAGGCUUCGAUUCCGAUCACCGUGUCAUCAUGACCACAUUGAACCUCGAGGUCAACCGAGUUCCCAGCACCUACUACAUCUGGAAGCGCGCAGACCCCGACAAGUUCCGUGCGUGUGUUGGUGAGUCACUGAAACCCAUUGGGUUUUCGGCACUUACAACCCCCGCCAUGGUCGACAACUACGCCCGUAAGGUCGUUCAGGCAUUCAGUCCGGCAAUUGAGACGCUGGUACCUCUGGCGGCCCCGCCAGGGUCGAAGCGACCCAAGUCCCGGCCCAGCCUUGUCACUCAGCGAGCCCAGAAUCUUCUGAGACUUUCAGACGAGAAAGAGCGCCACGCUGGCGUCUACACGGAGAUUCAGCAGCAUUACAAGGUCAAAGGCUUUGCUCAAAAUGUCAUUCGCAAAAAGCGCUCCGCUUCCUUCCAUCGCAUGCUCUCCCAAGACAUCGCGAAACGCAGAAGACUCUACUUUUGGGCCCGAAGGGGAGCGAGCUGGAACAAGAAGGCUCUCAUGCCCAUCCGACAGCUCAAGGCCAACAAUGUUACCCAUCGUACGCCUGAUGGCAUGGCUGGCUGCUUCAGACAGGCUAUGUGGCCAGACGGGACCAGUAACGAACAGCAAGUGCCCCCGGACCGACCACCACCCGACGACUCCGACAAAGUUCCUUUCGUUGUUUCACAGGACUUGGAAAAGUCCGAGGUCAAGAGUCUGAUCACUGGUGCGCCUAGUGGUAAGGCAGCAGGGCCAGACCUGUUGGCCUACGAGGGUAUGAAAUUGGCCCACGAGGAGCUUUUGCCUUACCUUCACCACCUGUUUGCAGCCUGCCUCAAGCUCGGCAAGGAUGACUACGAGCAGCCCAAGAGCUGGCGACCGGUCGCUUUGCUUCCCUGUAUGGGAAAACUUCUCGAGAAGAUCUUCACCCAUCGGCUCAAACAGCUUGCUGUCGAGCACAACCUCCUCCCCGAUGUACAGUUUGGCACUCCCGGCAAGUGCACCACCGAAGCCUUGCAAUACCUGCUCAACAACGUCUACUACGCCUGGACCGACAAGAUCCGGCGACUGGCUACUAUCAUGGGACUUGACAUCACGGGCGCGUACGACAGGGUCGACCGGGUCAAGCUCAUGAGGAUUCUGCAGGAGACUGGCCUACCGGAAUGGAUGCUCAGUUUCAUCUGGUCCUUUCUUACCGAUCGCAUCACCGACAUGAGGCUCCCGGGCUUCACCUCAUCCAGCUUCUGGGUCAACAUGGGCAUUCCUCAGGGCAGUCCCUUGUCUCCCAUCCUCUUCCUUUUCUUCUCCAUGCCCAUUGUUGGUGCCGCCUCCGAGUACACUAACUCCAAGGUCAAGAUCUACCCCUUCGCCUACGUCGACGAUACCUACCUACUUGCCGUGUCCGAUGAUUUCGAAGACAACUGCAAGGCGCUGAAGGAAUGCCAUGACAGGAUCAUGGUAUGGGCCGAUUCGGUCGGCGUAUCUUUCUCGCCUCACAAAUACCACGUCAUGCACUUCUAUCCUCCUCGUGGCCAAGUUAAGGCUUGUACCCUGAUGCCGAAGAUCCCCGGACUUGAGGGAAACAAGCCCGAAGCUUCAAUAAGAAUUCUGGGUGUUGAGGUCGACAACAAGCUCAAUUGGCAAGCACACGCUUUAGGGCUGGGUGCAAAGGUCAACGCUAAGAUGAACGACAUCGCUCGAAUCUGUAAUACAACUGCAGGCCCCGACAUGAUAGCCUUGAGGCAGCUCUACAUCACCAUCGUUCGACCGAUCAUAUCACACGGCUGCGGCGCUUGGUUCAUAUAUGGGGAGGACAAGGUCAAGUAUCAGAUCACGAGGGAACUCGGACGCUAUCUGGGUAGGAUUCAAAACCAAUGCCUGAGGAUAGUCACUGGAGCACUCGCUCGUACCAAAGGGCGAGCAGUCAACAAGGAGGUAUACGUUGAAGACAUCCUCGUGUACCUGGAUAGGGUCGCGACAGUGCAGAGGGCGCGCGCUCUAGACACUCCAGACCACGAAAGGCUUCGCAGAAUCCGACAGCAGGGCAGGACCCCAGCCGAGUUUGACCUCCAUCCAUACCACGCGCUGGACCACGCAGCCAGAUACCUUUUGGAGAGAGCUAACGAGUCGUGUAGGGACAGAUCACCCAACAAUGUGAGGAAGGCGAUGGUCAAGAUUGCCAAGCAGGACUCGCACGAGAUGUCAUGCAAGAUCUGGAACCGGCACGUCGAAGAACGCAAUAAUGAGCUUUCACGAUUUCGCAGCGCAGCCGAUAUGGAUAAGGCUGGAUGGGGACCUCACAACCUCAAGCGCUACCGCGGCCUGUCUCGAGCACAAAGCACGAUGCUGAUACAGUGCCGAACCGGUUACAUCGCCCUCAACAAGUACUUGCACUGGAUUAAUGCCUACGAGAGUCCGGUUUGUGAUUGCGGAGCCGCCGACGAGACCGUCUUCCACGCGUUCAUCCAGUGCGAGAUGCUAGCGACAGCCCGAAUAGAGCUGUACACUGCACUCGGACACCAAGACUUCUACCGGAUGCUAUCCGAGAAGCCCGAGAUCGCUGCCGACUGGGCGAUAACGCAUUUCGAAAUCCCCCAGUUCGAGUGCGCCAAGCAGGACUCCCGAUUCAAUUCGGUUGAGUCAUCUGCCUCUGCCUCUGCCUCUGCCUCCCAGCCACCCAACGUACUUGAUGAACUCAGGGCGUGGAUUUACGGGAGAGCGAGAUGA